CCGAAUUUGUUAUUUGAUCAACAGAAAAAUUAGCAUCGUUAUUCACGGAUUUUCAAAAAAAAUGGGUCUGCGAUCCCUGUUCUCGAAGAAGAAGAAAUCGACCGCCGCCGCUUCCACCGGCGGCGCCACUCCUUCCCCGGAGGAAUCAGCCCCUCCGAUGCUCCGCGCGCUCUCCAUCUCCUCCUCACGCCUCCAAAUCGCCGAGAUGGAACAAGUCUUUGCCAAAUUCGACGCCAACAGCGACGGCAAGAUAUCCGCCUCGGAGCUCGGAUCCAUCCUCACGUCCCUAGGCGCCACCGCGACGGAGCAGGACCUGGAGGAUUUGAUCAAGGAGGUGGACCGUGACGGCGACGGCCACAUCGAUCUCCAGGAAUUCAUCGAACUCAACACCAAGGACGUCGAUCCGGAGGAGAUCAUGGCGAAUCUCAAGGAGGCGUUCUCUGUUUACGAUAUCAAUCGGGACGGGACUAUUACGGCGGAGGAACUGCAUCAGGUGAUGGGAAGCCUGGGCGAAGGCUGCUCGAUGGCGGAAUGUAGGAAGAUGAUUAACGGCGUUGAUUCCAACGGAGAUGGGAUGAUUAGCUUCGAUGAAUUCAAGGUCAUGAUGAUGGCUGGUCUCGCCUGAGCCAGAGAUUAUCCAAAUACUGGUAAUAAUUUGUUGAAAUUUCAAUUUUGAACACAUUGAAAUUGAUUUUUAGGGUUUUGGGAUCUUCAUACCAUUCAGAUGUUUAACAUUGAUUGGUUAGUAUUUGUAAAUGCUAGUUAAUUCAUCAAUAGUUUUUGUUUGUUCAAUCCGCAGAACUAUUUUGGGGACUAAUUGAAUCAUGUUAAAGAAAUAUACGGAGUAAUUAAAUGGGUUCAUGCUAU
This is a messenger RNA of Cuscuta campestris, 867 nucleotides long. The record is from the annotation of a GenBank genome assembly. NCBI's taxonomy places the organism in Eukaryota, Viridiplantae, Streptophyta, Magnoliopsida, Solanales, Convolvulaceae.